CUAUAUUUUUUUGUUGUCUUUGGCCAGUUUACAUUAAAAAGAAAUAAUGAUAAUAACAAAAUAAAUAAAUUAAAGAAAAAAGCCGCCAUUCCGCAGCCCGCAGCGACAAUUCUCCACUACUGCAUGUCUGCCCGCCUCGGCGCUCUCCCGCCAGACCGCCAUUGUCAGUCGCGCACUGCCACGCUGUCGAAUUACUUUUCAUCGGAGACGCCUGCUAGAUUACGAUUAUGCUUUCCUGGAAGAGGGAAUUGUGUGGGUCCAGAGAGAUAGACGGAGACCAACAGAGAUUCAGUGAAAAGCUUAGAGACCGGGAGAGACUGAAUGGAGAGCUUGACCGGGAAAGACUCAGUGAAGAGCUUGACCAGGAAAGACCCAAUGAAGAGCUUGACCGAGAAAGACUCAAUGAAGAGCUUGACUGGGAAAGACCCAGUGAAGAGCUUGACCGGGAAAGACCUAAUGAAGAGCUUGAAUUCAAUAAGGUAGACACCCUCAUGAUGCAGAUCACCAGAUUAAGCCGUGCUAUGGCUGAAGCCAAUGAGAGUUGCCGUUAUUUUGAGGAACUUAUAUCCAAGAAAGAUAAGGUUGCAGCUGAACUAGAAGCAGAAUUAAAAACUUACUCUACACUCAACAUUUCAAAGAAUCAACAUUUACUUACUAAGGCAAACCUCCAGGCUAGCAUCCAGCGGGUCAGGAAUGAGAUUGAAAGACGAGAAAAGGAAAAUAGAAAAGAAGAAGAAGAAACAGCAGCACUUAUGAAAAGGAUGGAAAUUGUGAAGAAAAGAAUGACAACAAAACUUAAUGAAAUGAAGGAUCACUAUUGCAGUCAGUUUGUGGAUAAAGAAAAGGCUGAACAAAUAAAAAAGAAAAUAGAAAUGAAAGAGAGGAAGAUUGUCUUGACCGCAUACAUAACAGAGCUCAAACAGAAGAGACGGAAGGAGACAGAAUGGAAGAAUUUUGUAGAAGCAGUGAUUAAACUGGUUAAAUGCAAACAAGGGAUUAAAAACGAAUACAACAGUUUUCAGCAGUACGAAGCUUCUAUCCAAAUGCUACAGACAGCAAUUAGGGUCAUGAAACAAGUUGAUUCCUCUCUUAUUUCAAGAAAAGAGGCUGGAAACAUGAAUGAAGUCAUGAAAUGCAAUUCCUCUUUGCUUGCUAAACAGCCUGAUCUCACCACUGUAACAACAAUUGAUGGGGAAUCUGUGAACACAUCUAGCUCUUCAAAUCUGCUUAACCAAGGAUAUGGCACCACUUUUGCAAGAUCUAAUUUCAACACAUCUCUCUCUCUCCUCAAAAUACCACAUUCAAAACUGGGAAAGAAACUUGGUGAUUGUUCCUUAAGUACUAAAAUUUGUAGUGGAGGGCCACUAGAAACCCUUUUCUCCAAAAAUCAUCCUCCAAUUGCUGUUGCCCUUUCCUCUCACCAAGUCCAACACCAGGAGGCCACUCCUGAUUAUCACAAAACUACUUCCUCCCAGGUGAUAGACACCAAUAAUAUGUCACACUCAUCUUCAGUAAAAAGUCAACACUAUGCAAAAGGGAAAACAAUGUGGGAUGGAAGCUCAAAAGACAGAAGUGUCAGCAAAUCCCAAGGGAAUCCUAGAUUUGCAGUGAAACCCAUUUCCUUGUCUCCUGCAAUUGUUUCAUCAACAAAUGCCCAAUCAUUAGAGACUCCUUCUCAUAGAUCCAGAGAUAUGAGUUGUACUUCAACAAUUCCCAAAGCUCUUGAAACCCCUUUGUCAAAAACCAAACUAAGCUUUUCUCCAGAAGUUUGGAAAAAUGUAGGAAUAUCAUCUUUGAAAAUGCCAAAUACUAAGCUUCCUCUUCAAUGGACCAAGGGUACAGAGGCACCUACUUCUAAAGGUUUGGGGCUUUCUCAUUUGAAUGACAGGGGCAUGUCAGGUAAGAGUUUGUUGGCAAGAAGUGAUGGCAUUCCAGUCAUGUCAAGAGUUGUGGGGAUUCCUUCAGUCCCACCUACAAGCUUUGGCAUUUGUUCUGCAUCUUACCAGAAAACUUACCAGAAGUACUCUGGGUAUUCCUUAGACAGCACCAAGCUCUCCAGACUCUCACUGACCAGUAAGUCUGAGACAUGUAAAGAAGCACAACAGAAGUUUCCUGCUUUUUCAGACCUUUCUGAAGAAACUCCGAUCAAGAGAAAGAAAUUUGAUCAAAGUGCAUUGCCUAAGAUAUCUGUGACAUCAGAUGUCUCAGUUGGAGAUGGUCUGCCAGGAUCAUUUGCUAGUACCUUGCCAUCUAACCAGGAGGAAACAACUUCCAGUUCUCAAGUACCACAGCCCAUAGAAGUGGAUGGUAAUGAAUAUAACAAGAUUGAAGAGACAUCUUUACCCACAUCACAAGAAGACAUUAUGAUGACAGAAGAUUCAACUGGAAAUAAAACUCAGUUACAAGACAGUUCCCUUGAGAUGACACAAAAUUUUCAGACUCACAAUGAAGCAGUAAAUGAAAUUUGUUCCUCUCAAUUCAUGAAGUCCUCAAGUGCCAAGAAUACACCACAAACCUCAAAAGACUCUGAACAAAGCAGUACUCCCAUCAUCUCCACACCUAAGAAAGCAUUGGAGAAUAAUCCAGAAAUGGGUUGUACAACUCCUUCUCUAGUGGUUUCAAUAUCCAAUUCUGUUUCCUCACCUCACUCAACUAAUAGUAUACCAAGCAAAUCCUCCUUUCAAUUUUGUAACAAGAAGAGCCUGGAGUACAAAGAGAGUCCAGUAGUCUCAGACAUGCCAAACCAUAGCUCCCAGCAGUUUAGUAGCAGUAACAACCCUAUUGAAGAUAGCAGCUUUCCAUUCUUAUUCCAGAAUAAUUUACAAGCAAAUACUGUGGGAAGUCAGCCAUUCAGUCUGUUUGAAUCCCCAGUAGCAGAAUCUACUGCUCGGUCAACAAGUGGGAAUUCAGGCAGCAACUUUUUCAUGUUCGAAAACACAUCUAACUUACGCCAAGAGAAUACUAACACUGGCCUAUUCAGUUUUAACUUAGGUAGUGAUGGAGAGUCAAGUGACCAUACUUCUGGAUUUCUUUCAUCUCUUUUUGAUAGUUCACCAGGAAACAAUAAUAGUUCAGAUGAAAAUACUGGAUUUUGUCUUUUUUAACAAAAGAGGAUGAUAAAUUCUAUGAAGUACUGGAUAAAAUGCCAUAUUGUAUACUGGAAAAAAAUUCUUGGAUUUGUUUCAACCUGAUAGAAAAAGUUGAUAGAUGCAAAUAGUGAUGGAAUUGAAGUUGAAAUAUUGUUCAAAAUACAUCUUGGAAGCAAAAGAUGUGAUUUAAUGUACUAACAAAAAGUAGUUCAUUAUUGGAAGUGUUUGAUUAAUAGUUUAUUUAGUUUGGGUAUAUUGUGCUAAAAUCAUGUAUCACCAUUAAGUAAGAUUCUAUUAUUGGUGAAUGAAUUAUAAUCAUAUUCAUGUACAUAUACCUGCUUUCAUUUGUGAGCAGGUUUUCAAAAUUGCAAAUAAGUUGAAUUAUGGAUAUUAUCUUUUAUUUUACAAAAACUCAAUCUAUUUGACAAUACUCUGUAGUGGAAUAGGUUUUUUCUUCUCUUUCUUGUUAGAUAUAAUGUUUAUUUUUGUUCACCACAUGGAUCAACAUUACUUUAUUAUAAUUUUCUUGACUGACAUGCACAAAGGGUAAAAACAAAAGAAAUAUGUAUAGACUGAGAAGCAAACUUUAUGUGGACUUUUUAUUACUCUUAUAGGAAGAUUUAUUCUUGUCAUUGACGUUGGAUGUUUUCAAUUAUUAUCAUGUCAGAGUGAGGAAUGGUUAAGGAAUUUAUAUUAGUUUUUGCUCUCUCUCUCUCUCUCUCUCUCUCUCUCUCUCUCUCUCUCUCUCUCUCUCUCUCUCUCUCUCUCUCUCUCUCUCUCUCUCUCUCUCUCUCUCUCUCUCUCUCUCAACACUCAGACAGACUGACAUUUAAAAAGAGGAUAGAUAAGAAUUGAAGUGGAGUACCUGAAUUGUACUUAUUUUACUUAUAGGAACAUUGUCAUCUUAUUAUGCAAUAGACAAGGUAACACUGUGUUGUACUUUCAUUAGAGUUUUAUUAGUUCCUGUAUAAUCAUAUGCUGUAAUCAUUGUAGCUAUAUUUUAUAACUUAGUAUUGAAGGUAACACUGCAUUAUAUCGCUGACAUGUAUCAGCUCCUAAACAGU
Messenger RNA from Portunus trituberculatus (swimming crab), 4153 nucleotides. Its product is annotated as mucin-17-like. The coding region runs from base 228 to 3104 and encodes 958 amino acids. The record is from RefSeq and is a predicted model, not a curated record. Lineage: Eukaryota; Metazoa; Arthropoda; Malacostraca; Decapoda; Portunidae. The transcript is spliced from 14 exons.